Messenger RNA from Lichtheimia ornata, 2757 nucleotides. RefSeq lists its product as uncharacterized. The transcript is spliced from 13 exons. Lineage: Eukaryota; Fungi; Mucoromycota; Mucoromycetes; Mucorales; Lichtheimiaceae. The record is from RefSeq and is a predicted model, not a curated record. The coding region runs from base 1 to 2757 and encodes 918 amino acids.
AUGCCUGAAGCUACCAAGGUUCGAAGAGCGUCUUCUUUGGCUGCUGCAGGUGUCACUGUCAAACCAAAGGCAACCAAACCCGCCACUGGCACCACUGCUACAACCACUGUCAAAAAGGCAUCUACCAGAGCAUCCACUACUACGACGCCUCGUUCUACCACUGCAACUUCUACAAGACCUGCUACCACUGUGAAAAGUAGUAGAACAGCAACAUCUACUACUAAACCGCCUGUCACUGCAACAAGAAGAAAAUCCAUGGCUACGGCAUCAUCCCUUCAUAACAACAACACCACCACCACAGCUACCACAGCUACCACUGCUAGUCGAGGUGCCAGGAUCAGUCCUACAUCUACCACUGACAAGGUUGCUACGACUACCACUUUGGGUACUCGACGAUCAUCUGCCACGGUUACGUCGGGUCGACGACUUUCGGUGGCACCACCUUCACCACCCAACUCGGAGCCGUUACCCAAAAUGAGUGAUCUCAAGGCUGAAAUCAAGACUUUGACUGACAAGCAACAAGAAAUCUCCAAGCAACUUGAAGAAAAGCAAACUCUGCUCAAGAACAAGGAGGAUGAGUUGAAUGAGAUUCGUCAGCAACUUGAACACGUGCAACAACAACUCAAUGAGACAACAACAUCCGCAACCAACGACAAACAAGUCCUUGAAGCCAAGGUCUCCGAGAUUGAAAAGGCAUUGGAUCAGACGCGUACACAUGCGGAGCAACUCGUGAACCAAUACGAAGAGGAGAAAUCCAACUUGGUGCGUGAGCAUGAAGGUACCAUGGAGCACAUGCGAGAUGCCAUGGAGAAUUUGCGUGAACGACUUGAGGAUGAAAAGCAAGCCCUUGAAAAUCAAUUGCUUAUCAAAAAGGGCGAGAUUGGAAGAGUCAACAAGGACAUGGAUGAGCUACGUGAAAGCAUCCAGGACAUGCACCAGCUACACCAAAAGCGCAUGACGACCCUUAGCAAUCAGCUAAACCAGCAACAUGCCGAGCAGAUGGAGAAAUUGAGAGAUGAAUACGAAUAUCAGCUGGCCUCGCUGCGUGAUCAAUUACCAGACAAGGCACAAAGUGUGCUUCAAGAACAAAAUGCCGAGCUGGAAAAGAAACUGCAGCAUGUCCGAGAAGAGUCGACUCGUCUCAAGGAGGAAUAUGAACACCAAAUCAAGGAAUUACGUGAGGCAUCUGAUAAGCAAUUGGAAGCGCUUAAGAAGGAUCACGCUCAAAAGUUGGAAUCCAUCAUAGCCAAUCAUCAGACUGAGUUGGCUACUUUGCGUAAGGAACAUGAUAAUGCCAUCAAAUUGGCUGAGAAACGUCACCAAGAGGCUUUGGAUGCAUUACACAAAAAUGCCAAAGAUGUGGAAAAGGCUAGAUCUGAAGCAGAGACUCAAUACCGCCAAAAGUAUGACCAGCAACUCGCUAAGGAGAAGCAACAUUUUGAUGGUGAAAUCAAGAAUCUUCAAGAAGUCAAUCGACGUGUCAUGGUUAAGGUUGCUAGCUUGAGAACACAAAUCGGUGAUUCCAAGAUUGGAUUGGAACAAGAAUAUCAGCGUCAGCUAAAUGAGGAGCGUCAAAAGACAAAGAAACUUCUCCAAGACGAGUAUUGGCAAAAGCUUGAGGACCUUGAAAAGAAGCAUGCACACGCUAUGGAGGAACACACAAGCCAAUCGCAGCGUCAACUUUCGGAUUUGGAGCGCACAUUGAGUGAGCAACAUGAAGCCAAGUUGGCGUCAUUACGCAAGUUGCAUGAAGAGGGUCUUUCAAGUGCGAGAACUGCAGCAGCUGCUUCAGCACGUAUGGAAACAGAGAUGAAUCUCAAAGCCCAACAUGAAAAGCAUAUUCAGCAAUUGACUGCCAGCCAUCGACAAGCUGAACAGCAAAUCCAGGAGCAUCACGCUCGUAGCAUGGCUCAUAUGGAGGAUCAGAUCCAAAAGUACCAGCAAGAAAAAAGUGAAUGGUCGUCCAAAUUGCAGCAAAAAUUGGAUCAAAUGGCAUCGGAUCGUCAAGGCGAUGUUGGUGUUAUCAAAGAGCAAGUAGAGGAGGUGCUUCAAAAGCUGCAUGAACAAGAAGUCGAACGCAUUGUUAGUAAACACAAAUCCGAGAUGGAAGAAAUGAAGCGGCAAUAUACCUUGCAGCGGGAUCGUGAGAAUGCUGCACAUGAACAAGAGCUUGAGAGGAUACGUGAACAGAAUUCUGGCGGCGUCGGAUCACAUCAGAUAAGCAAAAAAGAGCAUGAGGCUAUCAUCCAGGAAAUGCGUGCCAAGCAUGCAUCCGAGCUUGCCAAGCUGCAACAACAAGAUGCCACAAUAGCAACGUGCCAAGACAAACAUAGCAAGCAAGUCGAGGCGUUACAGGCUGAUUUGAUGGCAACUCAAGAAAAGGCACGCCGCUACGAGAAUGAAAUUAAGGAAUUACAGGAGCAGCACAAACAGCGCAUUACCGGCUUCGUGGAUAGCCAGGCUUCCGUUUUGGCUGGUAUUCAAGAACGUGUCGAUGGCAAUGGCAAAACAAAUGUUGAUAUCAACAAGAUCGCUGCACAAAUUUCACAUUUACAAGCCAUCCUGCGUGAACAACUUGAAUCCACAACGAAGGUUGUUGCUACAGAGGAGGAGACCAACCACAACAAGAUGAUGCAAAUGGCACAAAAGCAGCUCGGCGAUGUGGAGACCCUGCUCGUACAAAUGAACAACAACGAUCAAGAAAAAACAGGGUUCUCUGAGCACCGACCCCAACCCAGCACCAACAAGGUCCAAUGA